GCAAUGACAAAUAAUUUCUUGCUCGCUACAAAUUCAAACCCAUUGUACUUGUAAGGUUCGGUAAUAAUAUUUUCAAAAUACUUCGACAAACCCCAAUCAUGUAUUCGCAAUUGCAGCCAUGGAACACAACUCGUGUCUCUCCAUGCAUGGAAAAAAUGUCAGGGACCCCUAAACCAACCAGGACUGGAAACUACUACCAAACACCACGGCCACUUCCAUGGAGACCCACAGUGGGCUAUGAGAAUGUUGAGGUUGUUCCUCUCCCCAGCCAGCCAGUAACAAAUGCUUUGGUUGACCCAUGUUACACACCAAACUGCAUGGCUACUGAACCACUUCGUUUCCCCAACUUGGUGACUGGCUUUGAACGUAAUCCAGCGCAUGCUGCUCGCACUGCGCUGUAUACACGUUACACACCAUAUGAGUGGAUGCAGAGUAACAUUAGUCAUUACAAUGAAGCAGACACCAAUCGCAAUUUUUCUGAGCGGCUCCGUGGUGAUGCCAUCAGGGUCAUAAGAGAGACUGAUGAGAAGACUGCAACUGGUCAGCGUGAAUCAGGCCGUCGCUUGGGUGAACGCAUUACUGAUACUACUUUCUGGCGCAAUGAAAUAUCAACAGAAUUGGAAAGAAUGCUUGCAGAGAGUAAUCUGCUCCAGGAUAAGCGAAGAGACCUAGAGAAGGCUAUCCAAGAUACUGAGGCCCCUCUGCAUAUUUCUCAAGAGUGCCUCUACCAACGUGAAAACAGGCAAGGAAUUGAUCUGGUACAUGACCAAGUAGAACAGGCUCUACUGAGUGAAGUGGAGAAUCUCCGUACCUGCCAAGAUCGUCUCAAGAACAUUCAUGAAAGAACUGUACAGCAACUGCGAAACAAUAGGGCAGCACAGCAUGAAUUGGAACGGGAUCUCAAGAGCAAGGAAUCUGCCCUUGGCAUUGACAACAUGUGCCACCAGCUCAAUAACUUCUCACGUGGAAUCAACUAUUACGGUGGCAUAGAGAAGUUUGACCCUACUGUGAAUGUGCCUGAAUCAUGGGCAGAGAACAGCAACCGCAUCAUCCAGAGGUCACAAACCGAGCGUUCAAAAUCAGCACAACUUCGAACUGACUCAGACAACCUCAUCAGUCAAAGUGCCAAUGACAUUUGGAAUGCAUGGAAUGCUACAAACAGUGCCCUGUCAAGAAGAGCUUCAGAGGUUCUGGAGACUAAGGCUAAGCUACAGAUGCACCUGCAUAAGAUCCAGCAAGAGAUAUUCGAUGUUGAGAAGCAUAUGGAACUGUUACGGAAAGCUAUCAUGGACAAGAGCAACCCCCUGAAGGUGGCACAUACUCGUCUCGAAGCACGGGCACAUCGUCGAGACGUUGAACUGUGCAGAGAUUGUGCACAAACCAGGUUGGUCAAAGAAGUGCAGGACAUUGGGGACAGCAUCGAGCACCUGCAACGAAAGCUACAGGAUGCAGAGGCACAACAUCAACAUCUGCUUAAGACACGUUCCAACCUGGAGACAGAACUCCAGAUCAAGGUCAACUCCCUCUUUAUUGACAGAGAAAAGUGCUUGGGCAUGCGUCGUAGUUUCCCUAUCAAUGCCACUAUCAAAUAUUAAAGUAAGGAACAUCUUAGGGACAUCAUUUUAUCCUCAAUGCAGCUACUGAAAUGUAGAACUUGAAUGGACAAUCUAAGUGGCUCACAUUUUCAGCUUAAACAAUUCUGAUUAAUAAAAUCAUUUUGUUAUAAUAUUUAAUAAUUCUAUACAAUGAACAAUUUAAAGCUCAUUUAAUUUGAAAUGUGUAUGUAAUCCAAAAUGUUUUAUUCUGUUUGAAAAAUGUUUGACUGCUGACAAUUUUUAUAAUUUUGAAUAACAUAACAAUAUUAUAGUACCUUUUCUGAUAUGGACAUACAGCACAAAAUUGUAAUUCAAACUCUAAUCUCAAAGUUGUGAAAUGUUUUACCCCAUUCCCAUAAGUCAGGCAGAAGUUUGGAAUGUUCAGAAUGACACAAUGUCCUAUCACUGCCAUAGAUACAGAAUGACAAUUUCUAUGGUGCUGAUAAUGGCUGGAAUUUACUGCCAAUAUAGCAUUAAAUAUGUGAUCACUGACUAAACCACACGUUACCAUUACAAAAGCUAGUGUCUGAAUUGACAUACUGUAAAGGCCGCGCCAUAGCUCAAGCGGUUAGUCUCUGGCUUCCCAUCACAGCGGCCCAGGUUUGAUCCCGGGUCUG
Cryptotermes secundus is the source of this 2212-nucleotide messenger RNA. Its product is annotated as tektin-3. Gene Ontology annotation, biological process: cilium movement involved in cell motility; cilium assembly. The coding region runs from base 99 to 1595 and encodes 498 amino acids. Gene Ontology annotation, cellular component: nucleus; microtubule cytoskeleton. Lineage: Eukaryota; Metazoa; Arthropoda; Insecta; Blattodea; Kalotermitidae. The transcript has 9 exons. The record is from RefSeq and is a predicted model, not a curated record.